Pseudophryne corroboree (corroboree frog) is the source of this 3888-nucleotide messenger RNA. It is a transcript of the gene ZBTB2, whose product is annotated as zinc finger and BTB domain containing 2. The transcript is spliced from 3 exons. The record is from RefSeq and is a predicted model, not a curated record. Lineage: Eukaryota; Metazoa; Chordata; Amphibia; Anura; Myobatrachidae. Gene Ontology annotation, molecular function: protein binding; DNA-binding transcription factor activity, RNA polymerase II-specific. Gene Ontology annotation, cellular component: nucleus. Bases 449 to 1990 code for a protein of 513 amino acids. Gene Ontology annotation, biological process: regulation of transcription by RNA polymerase II.
CCAAUAAAGGAGACACCAUGAGCUGCUGCUGCGGUGCUUCCUCGCUUUCCCCUGCACAGCACAGAGCAUGGGCCUGAAGCAUAGAGCUCGGCGGGAGGAGACCGAGAUGGCGGCGGUGGCGGGGCCGUGCUGUGGGCUGCACAGAGGAAACGAGACGUACACACACACACACACACACACAGUGCAUGGGGGAGGGGACGGCGGCUCUCGCCUCAUACUCCCGGCGGGAGAGCUCUGCCAGUCUCACUGCACGACUGCCCCCCGCUGCCGGUCAUGUGACCUUAACGUAACCGGACAGGAAAGCACCGACGGGUUUUGUCCCCCCCUGUAUCACUCCCUCCUCUCGGAGAGGAAGAGAAGGAGGUGGCAGCAGCAGUAGCAGUCACGGAGCACGGACGGGCUCCUGGUGUUCCCGGCAUACGUGACGCGGAGGCUCCAUAGAAAAAAGAUGGAUUUGGCCAACCAUGGCCUUAUACUCUUGCAACAAUUAAAUGCCCAGAGAGAAUUUGGGUUCCUGUGUGACUGCACAGUUGCCAUUGGAGAUGUCUACUUUAAGGCACACAAGUCCGUUCUUGCAUCAUUCUCCAACUAUUUCAAAAUGCUAUUUGUGCACCAGACAAGUGAAUGUGUUCGCUUGAAAUCAACAGACAUCCAGCCUGACAUCUUUAGCUAUCUCUUACAUCUGAUGUACACUGGAAAGAUGGCACCUCAACUCAUCGAUCCUGUGCGCCUCGAGCAAGGAAUAAAGUUUUUGCAUGCCUUUCCUUUAAUCCAAGAGGCCAGCCUUGCAAGUCAUGGUGGGUUUUCUCACCCAGAUCAGGUUUUCCCACUUGCCUCUUCUCUUUAUGGGAUUCAGAUAGCAGAUCAUCAGAUAAGGCCGCCACCAAAAGUCACCCCAGCAGCGGAGAAGGCCAGUCGUGAACCUCGAUCACAAUCCUCCAGGUUAAAUCAGGAUACAGCAUCAGAUAAUGUGCAGUUAACUCCACUCCCACCUUCACUGCCUGCAGCAAACAGGACAAAUUUAACUUUUUCUGAACCUGUACAUGCUCCUUUGUCUCCUGAGCCAACUUCUUCUGUUCUUCCUGCAGCAUCGUUGGAGGAAAAUAGCAUGGAAGAGUCGCCAAAUGAGGAGCAGAACACAUCCCUGACAAUAGCUCAUGUCAAGCCAAGCAUCAUGAAGAGGAAUGGAAGUUUCCCCAAAUACUACGCUUGCCACUUGUGUGGUCGUCGCUUUAACUUGAGGAGUAGCCUGCGUGAACACCUCCAACUUCACACUGGGAUGCCGUUCAGCACCCCAACUGGGCAGGCAGAAACCAGUAUUUCCCCUUCCUUCUGUAACAAUGGAUCAGAGAUGGGAAAAGAAUCCAUGGAGACAACUGAAACUGGCAUAAUCAGUGACAGUGAUAUGCCACAGAUCUCAGACUCGCCAAUAAUAGAUGGGCAGCAGCAAGCCGAGACACCGCCACCUACAGAUAUUGCAGACAUAGAUAAUUUGGAGCAGGCUGAUCAGGAAAGAGAAGUGAAACGUAGGAAGUACGAGUGCACUAUCUGUGGGCGUAAGUUUAUCCAGAAAAGCCAUUGGAGGGAGCACAUGUACAUCCACACAGGCAAGCCAUUCAAGUGCAGCACCUGCGACAAGAGCUUCUGCAGGGCAAACCAGGCUGCUAGGCAUGUGUGUCUAAAGAGCUCUGAUACCUACACAGUAGUGGAUAAGCAGACUCUGGAGCUGUGUUCGUUUGAUGAAGGCAGCCAAAUGGACAACAUGCUAGUUCAAACAAAUAAACGUUACAAGUGCAACCUCUGCGACAAAACAUUCUCUACGCCCAAUGAGGUGGUCAAACAUACGUGCCAAGGCCAAAACUCAGACGUCUUUGCUCUUGAAGAUGAAGGGAAGUCCAUCCUGCUGAGUAGUGGGGACUCUGAAUCUGCAGAAAAUGAAAACUCCAUGCUAACAACCAUUAAAAAAGAGCAAGAAUCGGCUCUAGAUUAAUUUUGAUAACUACUUAUAUCCUUCUUAAUUUCCUACUACGUACUAUUUGUUUUUUGUUUGUUUUUUUCUUAUAGAAAAUCUAAUUUCGUUUUCUUCCGUCCUUUUUAACUUUCUUCUGCAGUGUUGGUUUGGGAUAUAAUGCAAAACCCUGAGGACUUGUUUGGCAAACAAGACAAAAAUCCCUUUAUCUGGGGUUCUGUUAUUCAUAUAUCGGUUUCUUCUUUUUUUUUUUUUUUUUUUUUUAUGUUGGACCUAACUAAACUGGAACAUUAAAAUGGCCUCCAUAAUGUCAGUAGAACUACUGAAGUUUAGAUGAAAUGCAUUUUGUAGAUGAGAAAUGUUUAAAAUGUAUUUGUGCAUAUUUGGGAAACAAGUAUUUUGGGUAAGAGAAAUUUAAAUAAAUAUAAUGCAUACAUGUUUAAUAUAUCAUGUUUGGUUUUCCUCACGUUGCAUGUCCUUGAUUAUAUGAUGCAGGGCAUUGACUGACAUGUAUAUCAAAGGAUAAUCAAGGGUCAUGUGAUAAACAUUUUAUAUAUCUUCUGAGGUUUUUUGUUUUUUUCUUAUUUCACUACUUUUAUAGGAUUACCUGCAGUUUAGCACUGUUUGGUACUUUUUCAUUUGGCUUACAUUUUCUUCUUUGUCACACUUUCAUUUACGUACCAUAGAAAACAAACUCUUAUUCUGUUUAUGUAUCUAUUAAGCAGGAAUAAAUAGCAAGAUGGACUACAUUUACAGCCUACUUGAAUUGAUAGUGGUAUAACUUUGUUCAGUGUAGGUGUUUGAAACUUGUUGGAGAAAAAUAUGAAACUCCGUGGGCAUUGCUUGGUCAAGGGUAUUAGUAGUAAAAUAAGCCACCAAAUGGGGAGAUUUAUAAAAACUUGGACAGAAUGUACAAACCAAUCAGCUCCUAACUGUCCUAUUUUAAACACAGCCUGUUACAUGACAGGAACUGCUGGGUUGGUACUUUAACUCUCUCCUAGGGGUCAAUUCUAUUCAGCGACAGUUGAAUAGCGCCGGGAGUUAGCUCCCGGGACUAUUCAAUACAGCGCCAAGUGACACCAAUUGUCGGGAAUUCUUCUCUCACCCCCGGGGGAUGAGAGAAGAAAACCGACAAAAGUGCUGCCGUGCGGCCGGCGUGAGGCAGAUUCUGUCGGGAAUCAGCAUUGCGUGGAGAGUUAAGUCUGAGAAUGCCCGUUCUCCAGACAAUUCAACCUGUUAAGUCGGCGAGAACGGGCCUUCGCCGACUUAACAUGAGCUGAAUUGAAUAGCGACGGGAGCUAACUCCCGGCACUAUUCAACUGUCGCUGAAUAGAAUUGACCCCCUAGUCUUGAUAAAUCUCCCCCUUAAUCCCCAAUAAGAAGGAUCUGUCCUGCCAUUGAAUAACCAACAUAAGAGUGCAUGCUUUUAAAAAAUGUAAUUUAUGUUGAUUUUUUUUUUUUCUAAACACACUUUUGGAAAUUAAAAGGUCUUUGGUUUUUUUUGUUUUGGUUUUUUUUGGGGGGGGUUGUGAUUUUUUUUUUUUUUUUACAUUUUAAUUUCUUUUUUGCAGUUCAGUGAAAGGCUGCAUGCAUAUUAUACAUUUUUUCCCAUCCUUUCAAAUUCUACAUUAAAAUAAACCUAGCAACCUCCUGUGCCUUACUGCUUACAGAGGUGAUAAUCCCCAAGGCUGACUAACGAAAGAAUUUAACUCGCACCUGAAUGGAGAUGGUUUUAGCCCAUAUCUUAACUGUGACUAGCAGGAAUAUAUGUUCCUCUUCCUAAACUAUUCACCUUACGUACCAUUUAUAGCACAAAGAUGUGCGCUUUUAUAUACCGGUAUGUUCAAGUAUAUGAUACUUAUGUGCUUUGUAAUAGCUGAAAUAAAACAUUUCCUUUACACACAGUGUUCAUCAAGCAA